Messenger RNA from Prorocentrum cordatum, 1113 nucleotides. Lineage: Eukaryota; Dinophyceae; Prorocentrales; Prorocentraceae. The record is from the annotation of a GenBank genome assembly.
UGGGGGGCCAUUAUUCAGGCAUGAAGGUGACAGGAUGCGCGCCGACACCCUCCCCGACGCCCAACCCCACGCCCAGCCCCGCGCACAGCCCCGCGCCCUACCCGACGCCAAGUCCGCCGACGCUCAGCCCGACGACAAGCCCGACGCUCAGCCCGACGUUAAGCCCGACGACGCCCAGCCCGACGCCAAGUCCGCCGACGCUCAGCCCGACGACAAGCCCGACGCCCAGCCCGACGUUAAGCCCGACGACGCCCAGCCCGACGCCAAGUCCGCCGACGCUCAGCCCGACGACAAGCCCGACGCCCAGCCCGACGUUAAGCCAGACGACGGCCAGCCCGACGCCCGCUGGCGCUGCUGUCGCGGCCACAGGUGACCCGCACCUGCAGAACAUCUUCGGGCAGCGCUUCGACCUGAUGAGGGCUGGCAGGCAUGUCCUGAUCCAGAUCCCGAGGGGCGCGGGCAGUGAGGGCACCCUGCUUCGCGUCGAGGCGGAAGCGCAGAGUCUCGGGACACAUUGCAGUGAGAUGUAUUCCCAAGAGGUGAACCCUACUGGCAAAUGGGUAGCAAGGAAGCAUCUCGGUGGCCUCCAGUUCCGCGCAGCGGACGACGUCACCGAGACGCCCAAGUGGUUGCGCUUUGGGAGCGUUGACCUGAAACUCGUGCACGGACGUGCGCUGACCGGCGUCAGGUUCCUCAAUCUGUACGUGAAACGAUUGGGGAGCACAGGAAUAAGUGUCGGAGGUUUGCUGGGGAUGGACGAUCACAGCCAGGAAUCAACUCCGUCCACACGCUGCAUCCGAGAACUGAAUCUGGUGAUGUCGCCUAGCUUGCCUAAUUCCUUGUGACGUUCCCGUCGCGGCCGCUGUACAGGAUUAGAAUCCUGAUCACCGACCGGGGGAGCACAUCGAUUCCCGUCCUCCUCUUCUCCUUCUGGGGCCGCCUGGUUCGGCAGCGAAUGCUGCCCCCGUGAGCUCUGCGCGAGGCAGCCAUGCAGUUGCAAGCCCGCUUCCCUCCAAAGAAAUCCCUUUUCCCUAAAAUUGAAAGGGUGUGCAAGGCGUGAUCGGUUUAUAGACUUAAUGAGGCCACGACUUGAUAGCGUCCUCCGAGUGACCA